AUGAGCUCCACCUCUGGCUCGGAGCCAAAAGUUGAGGAGAAGUCCGAGGCCACAAAGGUUGACCAUUACGACGGCGCCCACAGGAUUGCCACAAAGGAGAAGGUUCCAGGCCAUGAGAACUACUACGAGCGCGACGGUCUGAGAACCUAUGGCGAUGGCGAAGACCACGACCAUGAACCACCCAUGACCUUUGCUCGCCUUAUGAGCUUGAUUGCAAUGGCCCUGCUCUGGACAGGUUCUCAGAUUCCGGUGUAUCUUUACGGAGGCUGCCCUCCAUACAUCUACGGCGACAUUGGUGGCGUUGACCGCUGGACAUGGUUCGUCCUGGCCAACUUGCUGUCUCUGGCAGCAAUAUGCCCCUUCGUGGGUAGCAUUUCGGACAUCAUUGGUCGGCGAUAUGUCGCUCUGAUCGGCGGAACCCUCCUUAUCAUUGGUAACUGUGUCUGCGCAACUGCUCACAGCAUGAACAUUUUCAUUGGCGGACAAGUCUUCAAUGGUGUCGGCGCAGGUAUCAAUGAGCUGACUGCUCUGGCCGCCACUUCCGAGAUGGCGCCAACGCGAAAGCGAGGUCUUUACGUUGGCAUUUUGAUUUUCACGAUCGUGCCAUUCACCCCAUCUGUGCUGUACGCGCAGUUGAUCGCUUACUACGGCUCCUGGAGGUAUUGUGGCCUCAUCUGCGGAAUAUGGGCCUUCUUAGGAACGGUGCUUAUUGGCUGCUUCUACUUCCCACCUCCCCGCGUGAACUCCAGCGGACUCAGUCGCAAGGAGGUAGCUAAGCAAAUCGACUACAUCGGAGGUGUUCUCUCUAUUUCCGGCAUGCUACUGUUCAUGAUGGGCCUACAAUGGGGAGGCUAUCAGUACAAAUGGGUGUCGUCACACGUGCUGACAACGCUGCUUCUUGGCAUCUUUCUGAUCAUCGCCUUCGUGAUCUAUGAGGCCAAGUUCGCCCCGCACCCCAUGUUCCCCAGACGGCUUCAGCAGAAUCCUCGUGUCCUUGCUCUUACGCUUCUCAUCACUUUCAUCUCGGGGGCCAACUUUUUCAGCGUCCUGAUGUUCUGGCCGACGCAGGCGUACAACAUUUACGGACACAACCCAGUAGGCGUCGGUUUGCGCGGACUGCCUAUCGGCUUGUCGAUCAUGUCGGGUGCCGUUAUUGUGUUGAUCCUCUUGACCGUGACCAGGGGCAAGAUCCGCAUGCUCAUGGUCUGCAGCACCAUUCUCAUGACGCUGGGAACCGGCCUGAUGUCCCUCGCACGCACCGACAACAUCGGGCCUGUCAUCGUCAUCCUGAUCGUGGCUGGUCUCGGAAUCGGUGGCAUCCUUGUGCCGGCGUCCAUCAUCACGACAAUCGUGUGCCCGGAUGAUCUGAUCGCGACAGUCUCAGCUUUGACGCUGUCCAUCAGAGUGUUGGGAGGCUCCAUUGGCUAUGCCGUGUAUUACAACGUGUUCUACAACAAGUUUGUCGGUCUGGCCAUCGAGCACGUGGGCACCGCGACGGUAGUAUCCACAGGAUCGGCGGACCCGAAAUUGAUCGAGACCAUCAUUUCACUUACCGGUGCUUCGUUGCUUGACCACAUCAAAGCUCUGCCCCAGGUGGCCGCUGUUCCAGGCGCGUACGAGGCCAUCGUCCACGCCGGCCAGGUCGCAUUCGAACUGGCCUACAGAUACGUGUACUACGUCUCCAUCGCGUUUGGGGGAGUCUCAAUCAUCGCAGCUUGCUUUUUGGGGAACAUUACCGAAUUUAUGGACGAUCACGUUGCCGUGGUUAUUGCUUGA
This is a messenger RNA of Verruconis gallopava, 1776 nucleotides long. RefSeq lists its product as uncharacterized. Gene Ontology annotation, biological process: transmembrane transport. The transcript has 8 exons. Gene Ontology annotation, molecular function: transmembrane transporter activity. The record is from RefSeq and is a predicted model, not a curated record. Bases 1 to 1776 code for a protein of 591 amino acids. NCBI's taxonomy places the organism in Eukaryota, Fungi, Ascomycota, Dothideomycetes, Venturiales, Sympoventuriaceae.